UCAGGCAUGGCGGCAGCACAAAAGCUUAUGGGUAGGAUUGGAGCCCUCGGCGUGGGUCUCGCCAUCGCUGGUGGAGUGGCGCAGUCGGCACUUUAUAAUGUGGAUGGAGGUCAAAGAGCUGUGAUUUUUGAUCGCUUUGCUGGUGUCAAGGAUGAAAUAGUAGGUGAAGGCACUCAUUUCAUCAUCCCAUGGGUACAAAAACCGAUCAUAUUCGAUAUUCGGUCUACGCCGAGAGCUAUCUCUACUAUAACUGGAAGCAAAGAUCUCCAGAACGUUUCGAUAACUCUUCGUAUUCUCCACCGGCCAGAUCCAACAAAAUUGCCAAAUAUUUACUUGAAUAUUGGCCUAGAUUAUGCUGACAGGGUCUUGCCAUCCAUUACGAACGAAGUAUUGAAGGCUGUCGUGGCUCAAUUCGAUGCACACGAGAUGAUCACACAAAGAGAAACAGUUUCACAACGCGUGUCAUUGGCUUUAGCUCAACGAGCAGCACAAUUCGGACUUCUUCUGGAUGAUAUCUCGAUCACCCAUUUGUCUUUCGGACGCGAAUUCACGGAGGCCGUUGAAAUGAAGCAGGUGGCUCAACAAGACGCUGAAAAGGCACGAUAUCUUGUAGAGAAAGCUGAGCAAAUGAAAAUAGCCGCCAUUACCACAGCUGAAGGAGAUGCUCAAGCUGCCAAACUUCUCAGCAAGGCAUUUGCUGAUGCUGGAGAUGGAUUGAUAGAAUUGCGAAAGAUCGAAGCAGCAGAGGAAAUUGCAGACCGCAUGUCGAAGGCCAGGAACGUCACGUAUCUUCCAGGCAAUCAACAAGUGUUGCUCAACUUACCGCAUUAAUUUUUCGAAGCACACCACAACUUUCUAGCUUCUAGAAUUCUUUGGAGUUGAUGAAUGCUCUUUCCAAGUUAUGUUCCUACUGCUUUGUAUGAAAGUUGUUGUUCGAAUUACGUAUCUCACUUGUAUGUUUUGUUAUGAAAGAUUACUUUAGGUUUAGUUAGGUUACACUUCAUUGUUAGCAUCUCCUCGGUUUACUUUUCUAGAAUAAAUUUUUAUCCAUAA
This is a messenger RNA of Cylicocyclus nassatus, 1053 nucleotides long. The record is from the annotation of a GenBank genome assembly. Lineage: Eukaryota; Metazoa; Nematoda; Chromadorea; Rhabditida; Strongylidae.